AUGAACGCUUCAAACGGCCCACCCCCCGGAACAAGCCUAGCUGACUAUCAAUACCAGCUGGCUUGCGGAUAUGUUCCCCCAACCCCCAAGCAGCCCUCCGGCCCAUACCUCGCGGCGCCCUCCGUCUUCACACAGCAGCAAUCGGCUCUUAACAAGAAACAACUCGCCAUCGAGAAACGGUUGGACGAUCUUCUAGCGGCUACGGAAACUGCAAGCGAACUCAAGAAUGCUGUAGUCAGGCAAUCUGACCUGAACGAGCGCCUUCGUCCCAUUGAAAAUCACUUGAAGAUGAUCACUACAUCAGACGAUUCGAACCUCACACCUCUGGGAAGAAAAGACGACAGCAGAUACAUCAGGUCCUCAAGAAAAGAUUUCGCCUCCUUCUCCGCCGGUGCAUCCAUCAUUGAACCUUUGACAUCUCCAACCUGGACUCACCACCGCAAGAUUCCCUGGGUACCUGCUGGCCCUUCCAUGGAACUACGGGCCAAGUUGCUAUCCGACUGUCUCGGGCAAUCUGGAUAG
This is a messenger RNA of Puccinia triticina, 522 nucleotides long. RefSeq lists its product as uncharacterized. Lineage: Eukaryota; Fungi; Basidiomycota; Pucciniomycetes; Pucciniales; Pucciniaceae. The transcript has 3 exons. Bases 1 to 522 code for a protein of 173 amino acids. The record is from RefSeq and is a predicted model, not a curated record.